Molecule: messenger RNA, 8617 nt
Organism: Anneissia japonica
Lineage: Eukaryota; Metazoa; Echinodermata; Crinoidea; Comatulida; Comatulidae
Product: doublecortin domain-containing protein 1-like
Exons: 39
Coding region: 228-5717 (1829 amino acids)
Biological process (GO): regulation of mitotic cytokinesis; intracellular signal transduction
Molecular function (GO): microtubule binding
Source: RefSeq, a predicted model, not a curated record
GGCAACAUUCUAAAACGCUCUUGCGGUAUGGUGUCGGUCUAAAUUCAAAACAAAUAGCAUCAUGUGUACACUUUUGAUAGCCUAGCAUAGGAAAUAAGAAGUUAACCAAUAUUGCCAACACGUGUGUAAGGUGUAGAUUAUAGACUAACCUAAACAGAACAUGAUGCUGUGAUCUUGACUGACAUCUACACUGUCAUCUUAGCAAGUAAUUAACUUCCUUAAUCAUCAUGCCAGCCACAAACGAUAAAUAUGUCUGCAAGACUAAGGAAAGGACAUCAAGCUAUAACUUACAAGAUAUUUCUAGCAGCCAGUUCUCACAAUCUAAUGAUGUAAUGAGCUAUGAAGACCUUCUUAUUGCACAAUAUCUUGAAGAACUUAAGAAACAAAGAAACAAUAAAAAACGAUCAAAGAAUGCUGCCAAGUUGCAGUCACCCUACCUGCAGAAAUUCCCCCAGGGCGACCACUUGCCAAAUACCUCAUCAUCGGCAGGCAAACGACCUAUAUCCGCAUCGGUUGCCGGACGUAAUGGUGCGAGGGAGAAGAGAAGGAUAGAUAUGAAAUAUAAGGAAGACCCAUCCCAAUGGGAAAGCAAAUCAGUAGAAGGUUCUGAACAGAAGAGGCGAUCAAGGCCAACAAGUGCUCCUGUCUCUCAAAAUAGAAGACGUCCAAUGAGUGCAAAAUCAUCAAUGUCUGUGAUGUCGCAAAGAUCAUCAAGAUCAUUUAAAAGCUUGUACAAGCAGCAACCAAGUGUCAUCAAAGCACUGGCGUAUAAGAAUGGUUCCCGUCAUGAAGCGGUUACUGUCACGGCACCUACUAUGAAGCUGUUCCUGGAGGCAUGUACAUUGAAGUUGGGUCUAUUGACUGCUGCUAGGAAAGUUUACCUUCCCGAUGGAUCUGAAGUCAAGGACGGAAAGAUGAUAGCACGGGAUGCCGAGGUCUACAUCUCCUGUGGGGAACCAUUUAAAGACCCUUAUGCAUCAGUCACAGGUGAUGUUCAUCGGAAGAUACAUGCGGCAUGGACAGUUAAUGGAGUGGUCAUUCCUCCUGAAGAUCGCAAGAAGAAAACCAAAGCAACACUAUCAAAGAGAAUGAGGAAAAUGUUGGCUUCUAACGCACGUCGAGUAAUAGUGUUUCGAAAUGGAGAUGGGGUAGAACCCGUUGAAGCUUUAGCAACUCCUGACAAGUUUGAGAAGUUCCUUGAUGUUUGUACCAUGCGUCUGGGAAUGAACUCACCAGCAAAGGUCAUCUAUUCGUGGGAUGGCAAAGUCAUUGAAGAUAUUAAUAACAUAAACCAGCUGGAUAAAUGUCUUCAGAUGAGUGCCACACCUGCCUAUGGACCUGUUUGGAUAUCAAAAGGCGAAGGGUUUAGCCCAAAGGGAUCUAAAGAUUACCUGCGGAAUUCAGUCCUGUAUUGUGAACAGCAGAUUAAGAAUGCGAAGAAGUAUAAAGAGCAGUUACAGUUUGCCAUUGAUGAAGAGGAUGAAAAAGUGACAGCAGUUCUUGUGCUCUCACUCUCAGAAGAAGAACGCCAUGAGAGCAUGAAUGAAGCCAACCAAGGCAUCCAGGAUUUCAGCUGUACUAAGGAUAUGCUUAAAAAAAACCUUAAACAAAUUUCAGAAUUAGUUCAAGAUGAAGAGAUUGAAGGAUAUAGCUACACAAUGAAACACAUUAAGACGCUGGAUUCAACACACAGACUUGUGGGAAUGCAUGGAAUUCGCUUGAAAGUAUAUGAGAAUGGUUUCAGCGACAAGGAGGAAACCAUUUUCUUCAACAUCAAAGAGGCUUACAAGGGAUGCAGUGGAAACCACCAGAGGGUGAUGCAAAGGUUGUUGGACCACAUAACCCACUGUGUACGUCCUGAACAGAAUGUCUCAGCUCUAAGCUCCGUAGCAACCAAAUUAUUUGAUGAAAAUGGUCAAGAAAUCAAAGACGUCUCCAGUCUGCAGAAUGAUCAAGGCGUUUGGAUCUCAUACGGGGAAAAUUUCAGAGAUCCAAAUAUAUACUGCCUGCAGUUAACACUUGACAAGGCCAGUGGAUAUUGUUUGUAUGGAUCUCGCAAUGUGGCAAUGAGAGAGCCAAUUCUGGCUGACGAAUUACCCCCUGGCAAAGAAAAAUCCAGCAACUGGGAGGCGAGUAUUGGAUUUCCUGUACUGUAUGACAUUGAGCAUAUUGAUGAGGAUACCGACCCAAUGAAGCGUGACAGAGUCAUGACGGCCUUGAAGAGCCAGGAGAUUGAUACACGUGAUCAUUUCUUACAAGAUAAAGAUUCACUACAAGUGGUUCUCUACCCUGAUUUGAUUGUGUCACUGAAAAGAAAAGUGGGAGACAAAGAUAUUUGGCCACCUAAGUCACAAGUCUGGGUGAUUAGUAAGAAAGGUGUAAUAUAUUGCCGUGCAAUGUCUUCAGUAGCGUUGACUUUAGGUGAGAGGUGUAGAAUUGAUAAAAUGUUCCCUGAUGGUGAGACGGCUGCUCAGGGCUAUGCCAUUACCCUGGACAAGAGAAGUACUGAUAAUCCAACACAGCAAUGGGGGUUCAGCCCUGAAGGAUUCAUUUACUCUUUGACUCAGCCAGAAUUGGUUCUCACUUACAUCCCCAAACCUGCCAAUGCAAACAAUGAUGAGUUGCAAUUUGGAGGCGAUACUGUUAACAUACAGGACUUCGAGAAUCACCCUGAACAACAACCCUCUGGAGAGGAUGGUACAGGUGAAAAUGACAAAGGUUUCCCAGGUCAUAACUUCAUGGUGGCUGCUAUUGGAAAACUGCCAACCAAACACCCAUGGGCCAAGGCACAAAGGUGGGCCUUGAAACAAGAGAGGAUUGAUAACCUAGGCCAGUGGAAGCAUUCAACCGUUCAAAACCCACUCUGGAACAAACUUGCUUACUCUUGGCCAGUCACAGAAGAGGGAACAUGGAAUGAAGAAUUCGAUUGGCCAAUGGAAGCUUUCCUCAUUCCAUUUGCCCCGCCCAUAAAAGUCCGUAAAAGUGAUAAGGGAGACAAGAAAGGAGGACAUGGGACUGUGGCCUUAAGAUUACGUGUGCUUAAAAAUGGAGAGAAGGAUGAAAACAAAGCCAGUUAUGUAGUUGGACCUGAUCUAAGCAAUAUGAUGCGGGAUCUCAACAGGACUGGAGUGAAUGGGAAACGUCCACAUCGACGAUCAAAAUCAUACGAUAGACCAGCUGCUGCCCAAAAUGGGGAUGCUGAGGAUGAGCGUGUAGAGGACAACAAACUGAAUCAUCUGGAGUUCCAAUUGUUUUUAGAUCGCUGCACUUCUCUUUUAAAUCUGUCAAGUGCCACUCGUCGACUUUUUGACAGUAGUGGCAAGGAGUACAAGAACCUGGUUGGAAUUGAAAGAGAUCAACUGGUGUAUGUUUCAUGUGGUGAGCCAUGGAAUGAUCCUAACCAGUCCGCUCAAGAUCAGCAGCGACGGAUGUUGCUGGCAACACUCUCAGCAGAUAUUGAACAAAUGCAGGAGUUCUUGUCACUUAGAGACACAAUAGAUUAUGUUCUUGAGAAGGAUCAUGACAGCCAAAGAUUAGUAAUAAAUAAAUGCUGUAUGACAGAAGAAGAGAAAGAGAAAAUGGUACAAGGACCCUCACCAGAACCAAGUGAUGGAAGUGAAGAAGAGAAAGAUGAAGAAGACCCACACUCCAAAAUGAGUUACCAUCAACGUGCACAUGCCAAUUCUGAUCAACGAUUGGAGGGGUUGAAGUGGCCGUGGGAACGUGUUUUGAAUGCAAGUCUUGACGAGGUCACCGAAGCUAAUCACGAAAUAUAUGAAACAGAUUCACUUGCAAAAUCUAAAUCUAAAAAGAGAGCAAUAUCCCCUCGUUACAAGAAGAAAAGUGCGUCUAGUGCAUACAAGCAACGUUUUACCUUCAGAGAUGGUUUUGUAAUGCUCAAGUCUUCUCCAUACCUAGUGAUUGGCAUAUCGCAGCCAGAGCUAGAGGAAAAGUCGGAGGUUGUGCUGUGCAGGAAGGCUGAUGAUGAUCCUUCACUGAGAUGGGAAAUUACUGAAGAUGGUUUUAUCCAGUCUAAGAUCAACAGUGACCUGGUACUCGCUGUAUCAAUGCCCAGCUUCACCGGAGCCGCUAUCGAGGGCGUUUAUUGCGGUCAGGCUGUUGUAGUUCAACAUAAACAAGAUAUUGAAAAUGGACGAGCCAAUCAAAAGUGGUUAUUUGAGAAGGAAACUGGAUUUAUUUAUGCUUUCUAUGCUGAACCACUUGAUAGAGAAAUCUUGGCAGCAAACAAAGCUGGUGUUUGUACCAAUGCGGUUGUGGCUGAAAAUCCCAUCCAACAAAACGGUUAUGACCUGGUGCAGAGUAAGGUUGAUGGUGAUGUUAAGGUGUGCGUAGCCUGUGCAAGGGCCAUGAGAGGCAACUAUAAACUCAAAAAACAAGAACACACAAAUCCCUUCAUAUGCGCUGUAGGCCUAGCCCCUAAAAUGGGCCUCAAACUCAUCGGCAGUUUUCAGUGCCUCAGUGGCAAGGUUGAUUUGUCAACAUUUGAAGCUGAAAACACAGUUAUUCAAUAUGAGAAGGAGCUCCGAAGACUAAAACAAAUGACGAGUGCGCGCCUGAUUGCGCGCGAAAUCUCGGCAUAUCAACCUAUUCAAUCGGUACGUAUGUUGGCUUACAAGAACGGUGAAGGACGCAGCAUGGAUCCCGUUGUUAUCAUUGCAAGUACAAUCAGAGGGAUUCUUGAUCAGUGCACAUACCAACUUCAACUUAACGUCGCAGCUCGCCGACUUUAUUCCCAAGACGGCACACUUCUACUGUCCAUUCCAGACAUGAUUAAAUGUAACUUGGUUCAACAAGGCUUAGAGAACCUUGAUAUCAGCGGAAACCAAGAUAGAAACAGAAGAUCUUCAAACUCAAAAAAAAGUAGUGCAGACACAAAGGUUGCUAUGGCAAUGAGAAGGCCCAUAGAAGUGUGGGUUUCAUGUGGCGAGCCUUUCGUCAGUCCAGGAUGCUUUGAUCAUCGGAGAAGCUUACAAAUGCAACAGAGAGAAGAAAGAGCUCAAGUUAGUUUGGAGCUGGAUAAAGAAAAACACAUCCUAAGACAGAUGCAAGGACGUCGCACAGCCCAUCUUGAUGGGCCAGACUUUAAAGGUACUAUGAGUCCAGAACAUCCAGUUGCUUUAGAGGGAGGAUGGACACAGCCUUCAAGUACUGAGAUUAAGAAGUCUGUACAGGUUCAUCAAUUAGAGAAUCAUUUAACAGAAAUGAAAGCUCAGCAAAGAGUUAAGCAAACAACCAAGCCAAUUGUCAACCCAAAUAAAAUGCUGUAUAAGCAGCCUAAUGUGAAACGAGUGUUGGUGUAUCGCAAUGGAGAAUAUCCUGAAAAGGCUACCUAUGUUUGGGGCAACAGUAUGGGCAACUUACUACAGGAGUCUACCGGUCGACUGUCCAUGCACAUGCCUGCAAAACGAGUGUUCACUGCUUCCGGGCAACAAAUAGAAUGUUUUGAGGAUAUCCAGCGUGACCAGGUUGUUUGCGUGUCAGCAGGCGAAGCAUUCAAGAACAAUAAAGCUGGAAGUAGGCAGCAAAUUGAAAUAAAAGCAACUUGGUCAAGAACUCGGAAGCGGGAAGGGAUAGAAGCUACGGAUAUCACUGUCACAUCCACAAGACAUCCUGCUGUGGAGGUUGAUCCGUUUGGACCUCCCUCGCUGGCUUUACCCCUCCACUCUGCUAUUAGCAAUCAACCUCAUAACCCUUAAAGAAUCUCAACCAAGGAACAACAGAAUAACUAGAGCUAUGGUAACUAAAUAAAAAUGUAAUAGCUUUUAAGCUGCAAGUCAACAUCAACAGAGGUUUUAAUUUCUAAUUAUGUGACUGCAAUCAAUUUAAUUGAAAGACUUUAACAAUAAUUAUCAGUUUAUAAAAUUAUUGUGAUUACCAUACUUAAUUAAGUGUACUUCAAUAAGUUUAAUUAAUGUAAAUUAAUCAUAUAGAAGAAGUGUUUUUAUAAGAAGAGGGUUUUUAUAAUUUACUAGGGUAUGAGGGAUCAUUUCCUCUCCACUGUGUGAGUGAAAACAGUACUUUUUUAUUCAUAGUUAUAGUUGAUAUGCAGCUGAACUUAAAGAUAUACUGCCAGUAUUGAGGUAAUUUAUAUGAGGCAUAACAUUUAAUUUGAAUCGCAUACGUUGUUUAGAUUAUAUAAGGCAAACCCUGAAAAGAGCAAACAUUUCGUAAUUUAUUCUUUCAUUUUUAGAAAUAAAUGUGUGAAUAUUCUGACUUUGAAUGAAUUGUUUUAGGGCUUUUAUAGAAUGUUAUUACAGGCAGUAUGUCUUUUAGCUCGCCAUCAAAAAUGCUUACUUGCUUACAGUCUUACAACAUAGUGCUUGUUGUGUGUCUGUACAUGGGUGUGUGAUAGUUGGUCUAAAUGUGUGUGAAAAAUUUAUUAUGAACUGGCCAGAGCUGUCUUAAAGUCUAUUCACACUAUCAGUUUGUAUAUGUGACAAGUACCUGUGAUUUGCCAUAUAUGGGGAUGAUAUUACAUGAUCAUACCAAAGACAGCAAAGAUGUAAAAUUGUUCCCUUAAUAGUGGUUUUUGGCAUGUUUUUGUAUAAUGAUGACAUAGAUUCUUUAUAAUUUUAUUUUAAUUGACCUAAAAAUGAGUUACAGUUAAUUAUAACUAAUUUAUAACAAUAAUUUUCAAUGCAAAAAAGAAUUCAUUUAAAAUAUGAAAUCAACAGAUAUGUAAUUAAACCUACAAAAUUUGUGCAUGUUCCCGAUAUGGUUUUUUUAUUCGAGUGCAAUGUUAAUGACCAAAUAUUCUUUUUUUAAGUAUUGAGCUCUCUAUUGAAUGCACAAGAUAGAUUACCUUUAAUAAAUGUUACACACUUAAAAAUCAGGGUGCGGGAUGUCCGGAUAGAUUAGAAUCCUAUAUCAAAAUACUGUACACAAAACAAGAAAUCUCCCAUCGUUAAUGGUCAAAAUUGAUUUUAUUUCUACGAAGUAACAUGUGCACUAGGCAUUCCAAUGCCCAUUCUAAGGAUGGACAAAAUUCUGGUUUGGUGUUAAGUUUAUUGCUCAAAAGGUGUCAAAAUAUAAAUUUGAAUGAUUUUUUUUUUAUUUUCGUGAAGACUGUAGUUGUUUUGAUACAGAAAAAAAGUGUCCCAUUAAUAAGGGUGAAAUUGUAUUGAUUUGACCAUUUUGCACACUCGAAAGGUGUCCCCUUAAAGUGUCCCCUGAAUAGGGGUGUCCAAAAGGAGUGGGGGGGGGGGGUUCCACUGUAUAUGGACAAAAAAACUUGUCUCAGAGAAAUAUGAUUGUGUGGACAGACACUUAGCACAGCCUCAGCUACAAUCAAAUAUUAAUUGUAAGAUCUUUGAGUUAUAGCUUGGAAGUGGUACUUUUAUACAAUCUAUUUUAGUUUCUGACCUUUAAGCAGAGUAAGUUUACGAUAAAAAAACUGAAAGAGGAAAGUUUGCUAAAAGGUUAAGAUGAUUAAAAACAUGAUUGUGUUUAGUUUCGUUUCUUAAUAUAGAUUUUAAUCAAGCAAUAUAAUUAAAUUCGUAAAAUUUCCUGUUUCUUGGAAAUGGUAUCAAUGAUAAAUUAACCAUUUGAAGAUGUCAUUCAGUGGCUUUGUUUUCUUUGUGUAGUUGGGUAAGAGUUCGGUAAAAGUGCAUUCCACAUGGCUUGUCAUCUAUAUAGCACAUUUCUAACAGCAGUACGAUAACAGUGUAGAUAUAAACAAUUAUACUAUACUUCACGAAUGAAGCUAAGACAGUCUAUUGCCUUAGCUCAGGUAUAUCCAUUUUAAUAUAGGAGAAUGAAUUACUUUAAAUUAAUAAAUGUUAAUUUGUAUAGUAAAUACAAGUAAUAUAAAUAAUAAGAAGAAUGAUAAUAUUAAAUUAAAGAUAAUACAUAAUAAAAAGAAUAUUACAAUAAAAUAAGAAUUAAUAAUAAUACAAGGGCAGAUCCAGGAUAUUUUUGCUAGUGAGGGUGGUGAUGGGCUAAUCAAGGAACUAUGUAUAAUAUCACCUUCAAGUUCUUAAGAUAGCUAUUUCAAUCUCAUAUCUUUAAAGGUUCAAAUAUUGUACAGAGAUGUAUGGCUGCUUCCACCCUGUACCUGUAUAAUAAUUACAAUCAUUAUAAAUUUAUAAUAUAAUGAUAAAUUUAUAAUAAAGUAGUAAAUCAAUAGUAAUGAUAAUAAAUAUAACAGUACAGAAUCUUAAUUUAGAAAUGUAUUUUAAUAUCGUGGCUAAGAUUUAGAACAAAUCUGGAGAUGAGAUGUAAAUAGAUGCUGAUGCUUUUGUAAAUAUUAAUGGUUUUUAAAAAUAUAUGUAUAUCGGUCGGUUUAGAUUUCUAUAGCUUUAUGUGAAACCAGUGUGUUUUAUAAUAUUAUAAAACGUCAUAUCGUGGUAUAAAAUUUCAUCUGCCAUUUGGAUAUGAAUGAGUGGGCGACGACAGUGGCAGGAUGUAGACCUUUCAGGGAGGGUGGCAUAUGGACGUUUGCAAAGGGUUAUUAGAUAAAACAGAUUAUAAAAUGAAUAAGUUUCAGAUUUGAUCCUUCGACCAGAUUCUACUUGCCUUUUAAAAGAGAAUAGCUAUAAUCGUUGUUGAGUUGAGUUUCAUAAUUACCUGAAAUAAAAUAUUUUUUGGUGAGUGAAAA